Molecule: messenger RNA, 3454 nt
Organism: Hemibagrus wyckioides
Lineage: Eukaryota; Metazoa; Chordata; Actinopteri; Siluriformes; Bagridae
Gene: pax3a
Product: paired box 3a
Exons: 9
Coding region: 280-1746 (488 amino acids)
Biological process (GO): anatomical structure development; regulation of transcription by RNA polymerase II
Molecular function (GO): DNA-binding transcription factor activity, RNA polymerase II-specific; RNA polymerase II cis-regulatory region sequence-specific DNA binding
Source: RefSeq, a predicted model, not a curated record
GUGCGUCCAAACGGCUGCACCAAGCAGUGCUGACUUCUGAAUUUUAUUUCGGAGCAACAUCGUUUCAUCUAGUCUGGAUAUCACUCGCUAACUUCGAAGGACUUUUCCUGAGUAAUUUUCCCCCACGAAGUUGAUUUUCUGAGGACGUAUUACAUUGACAUCUCAUCAGCCUAAGAGAUAACGGGCAGCACCUGACCUGAAAGAGAUUCCUGGAUCUCUAAAUCCACCGUUAAUUCCACCGUUAAGUGGCCUCGUUGCCGUUCCUUAGGCAUUCGGGACAUGGCCGCCUUAGCAGGGGGCAUUCCCAGGAUGGUGCGCCCCACGCCACCCCAAAACUAUCCGAGAGGGGGCUAUUCGCUCGAAGUUUCCACACCUUUAGGCCAGGGCCGAGUAAACCAGCUCGGCGGUGUGUUCAUUAACGGACGCCCGUUGCCCAACCACAUUCGCCAUAAGAUCGUAGAAAUGGCGCAUCACGGGAUCCGGCCGUGCGUCAUCUCGCGCCAGCUGCGAGUCUCACACGGCUGCGUGUCUAAAAUCCUGUGCAGGUACCAGGAGACAGGAUCCAUCCGGCCUGGCGCUAUCGGAGGUAGCAAGCCGAAGCAGAACACGAGUCCCGACGUGGAUAAGAAAAUAGAAGAAUACAAGAGAGACAACCCGGGAAUGUUCAGUUGGGAGAUACGAGACAAGCUGCUGAAAGACGGCAUCUGUGACAGAAACAAUGUGCCCUCAGUCAGCUCGAUCAGCCGCAUCCUGCGCUGUAAGUUUGGCGGAAAUGGAGAGGAUGAGGAAGAUGAUGAUGAAGUUGAGAAGAGGGAGCUUGAAGAAAACGAAAGACGUGCAAAACACAGCAUCGAUGGAAUUCUGGGAGACAGAUCGAGUCACUCGGAUGAGGGUUCAGAUGUAGACUCAGAGCCAGGUCUGCCCCUGAAGAGAAAACAACGUCGCAGUCGCACGACAUUCACUGCCGAGCAGCUUGAAGAGCUGGAGAGAGCUUUUGAGCGCACACAUUACCCCGACAUCUACACACGCGAGGAGCUUGCCCAAAGAGCCAAACUUACUGAGGCCAGAGUACAGGUGUGGUUUAGCAACAGACGGGCUCGCUGGAGGAAGCAGGCAGGAGCCAAUCAGUUGAUGGCAUUCAAUCACCUGAUUCCUGGAGGAUUCCCGCCAUCAGCCAUGUCAAGUCUACAGCCUUACCAGCUUCCAGAAAGUCCUUACUCUGCUUCCUCCAUCCCACAAGCAAUGUCAGAACAGGCUAGCACAGUGCACAGGCCCCAGCCUCUUCCACCGACUUCGGUGCACCAGAGCAGUCUGGCCACUGCUCCAGGAGCCCAGGAUGCUACUUCAGCAUACUGCCUCUCUUCAGGCCGUCACAGCUUCUCAGGCUACUCAGACGGCUUUGUGCCUGCACCAGGCCAUUCUAACCCAGUCAACCCCGCUAUCAGUAAUGGCCUCUCAACACAGGUGAUGGGACUUUUGAACCCAGGAGGCGUGCCUCACCAGCCGCAGGGAGACUUCUCUCUCUCCCCUCUCACUGGUCCUCUGGAGCCCAGUGCGGGCAUGGCUGCCAGCUGCCACUCAUCACAGAGACUGGAGUCUCUGUCCGGACUGGCCAGUAUGCCUUCUUUGCCCAGCUCACAGUCUUACUGCCCACCCAGCUACAGCUCGCCAGCCUACAGCGUCGACCACAUGGCACCAUACCAAUACAGCCAGUAUGGGCAAAGUAAGGUGCCUUUCAUUAUCUGAAGCCCAACAUCAGCUGAGCAGGAAGAAGUGAACAAGAGAAAAGAGGGAAAGUUCCGGACGCUCUGAGAGAAACCACCUGCUCUUCAGCUCUACUCCUGAACUCUGACCUCCACUUCCAGAUCCAUGCCUACCCACAACCCCCUCAGCAUCAGGACAGUUCUGAUCCAGCCACACCACCCAUCCAUGCUGAGUUGGUUCUCAAUCUGUGUGAUUCAGGUUCAGUGUGGAUAAUAAGGACCAAAGGCCUGCUGUGGUUAGCACUCCAUUCUAUGCCUUCAAAUGUCUCCCAACACAAACCUUACUCAACCAUUCCCAAAGAACGCCACAUUCACAAGCUGUGAGGGAGACUGGGAGGUGGACAAGGAAUUAAAAAAUUGAUUGCUAAAAAAAUUAAAGACUGCUAAAGACUGGAUAUUUAACCUGAAAUAACCAGCAGGGAAAUAUGUAAGGUCAGGCAGUAAUGAAAUGCCUUAAUCUUUUAGGCAAAAGUGGUAACUUCACAUUACUCUAUCAUGAGAGCUUGUUGUUUGACUCGUGAUGUGUUUGGGGGAAAUAAGGGCUCCUUUUUUUGUGUGGGGUGUGUGUAUCAUCUUCUAUCAACUUCACUACAUUAUACACAAAUGUGUGUUAGUGUGUGUGUGUGUGUGAGAGAGAGAGAGAGAGAGAGAGAGAAAGAGAGAGAGAGAGAGACAGUUAGAGAACAAGUGAUCUGGCUCCUAUGUCCUCAAGUGUCUGAUAGAUUUUCAUGUCAGACAUAUCAGUGAACGAAAGAUGUGUCAUACUCGCCUAUACCGUUACAUUACGCCUAUACAAUUACUAUACAAUUACACCUAUACAAUUAAAAGUAGACAGUGACACCUAAAAGCAACUAAAAUUCCAUUUUGUGAAGACAUAUUAAAUAUUUGCCAUAGGAGAAAGGAGGGGAGAGAAGGAUAUAGUGUAUGAGAGAAAGUAAAGACUAAAGUAGCACAAACUGAAAUCCAAAGAAAGUGCAAUAUACACAAUUUAUACCUCAUACACCAGUCUCUUGAUUUAGUAAUUUACAUGUAGCUUGUGAAAGAGCAAUAGGGAGAAUUUCCUAACAAACAUUAUGAAAACUACAAAAAAUAGCACUCAGAAACAGUAGUUGUGGACCUUGAAUUGGAAAAAAUGUCUUUCCAAUCAACAGGACUCAGGUCUGCUAAAUCUUACUCUCCUAACACUUUUCAGACUACACAACCUGCCACAGUGUUCUGUUACGUCUUUUAAAUUAUCACCGUAUUCCUGCCAAUAUUAAGAUAUUUUAAUCUUAAAAAGUUAGGAAUAAUAAAAUUGAGGCUAAGUAAAUUGUGGCAUAAAAGAGACUUUAUUUAAAAUGGGGACAGGCUGUAUAAUCCCAACUGAUAAGCAAAAGGCAGAAAAAGGUGUGUAUUGCUGCUUUAACAAAUUAUAAACCAUCUUAUAUUUUAGAUUACUUAAUUGGCAUAAAGGAAACAUGACAAGACAAUUAAUUUUCUGUCUUACCUCACACAUACAAAUAUACAUUUUCCCAUUUCUUAGAUGACCCAUCUUGAUUGUCAAAGUGAGAAAAAGUACUUUGUGCCUAUAACACAACGCCACCUGUUUUUAAGUCUUAAAUUCCAUGCCGAAGGUUAUUUUUUACAUCUGCUUUUUAUACUUAUAUGAUUUUUUUUCUUUAUGACUGCAUUCAAUUGUUGUUGCAAAAUGU